Brassica napus (rape) is the source of this 663-nucleotide messenger RNA. RefSeq lists its product as uncharacterized. The record is from RefSeq and is a predicted model, not a curated record. Bases 1 to 663 code for a protein of 220 amino acids. Lineage: Eukaryota; Viridiplantae; Streptophyta; Magnoliopsida; Brassicales; Brassicaceae. The transcript has 2 exons.
AUGGCAAACAAUGGUAUUCCCUUCCAAGUUCCAUUGCUCACUAAGAGCAACUAUGACAAUUGGAGUCUUAGGAUGAUGGCUAUCCUAGGAGCACAUGAUGUGUGGGAGAUAGUCGAGAAAGGCUUCAAUGAACCGGAGAAUGAUGGUGGUCUAUCUCAAACUCAAAAGGAUGGUUUGAGAGAUUCAAGAAAGAGAGACAAGAAGGCUCUCUGUCUAAUCUAUCAAGGAUUAGAUGAAGACACAUUUGAGAAGGUUACCGAAGCAAGGACGUCCAAAGAAGCAUGGGAGAAGCUUCGGAGAUCUUACAAGGGAGCGGAACAAGUUAAGAAGAUUACUUCUCAAGUCUUGACAGUUGCUAAUAACCUAAAAAGAAAUGGUGAGAAGUUAGAUGAGGUAAGAAUCAUGGAGAAAGUUCUUAGAUCAUUGGAUUCAAAGUUCGAGCAUGUCGUCACCGUAAUUGAAGAGACAAAGGACUUGGAGACUAUGAAGAUGGAGCAACUUCUUGGAUCACUACACGCUUAUGAAGAAAAGAAGAAGAAGAAAGAAGAUAUUGUGGAGCAAGUUCUCAAGAUGAGAAUUGAUCAAAAGGAAGAAGCUGGCCGAAAUCAUCCGAGACGUGGUGGUGGUCAUCUUCGAGGACGAGGUCGUGGUGUAAAUGGAUGA